Messenger RNA from Diabrotica virgifera virgifera (western corn rootworm), 1020 nucleotides. RefSeq lists its product as uncharacterized. Lineage: Eukaryota; Metazoa; Arthropoda; Insecta; Coleoptera; Chrysomelidae. Bases 111 to 812 code for a protein of 233 amino acids. The record is from RefSeq and is a predicted model, not a curated record. The transcript is spliced from 2 exons.
UUGAAAGUGAAGAGAGAAAUCACAAGUCCUGGGUAAGGCUUGCUACUCUAGUUUUAUCCCGUAUCAUUCUUUUUAACAAACGACGCUCCGGAGAAGCGGCACGGAUCAAGAUGAGCGAUUAUAUUAACAGACCAAGGUGGGAAGAUCAAAGUACAGAUGAUAUAAAGGAAUCAUUGACACCAAUUGAGCGCAAGUUGGCCGAUACUCUAACUGUCGUUGAAGUAGAAGGAAAGAGAGGAAGAAAAGUUCCAGUAAUUUUGACGCCCAUAAUAAAAGAGUCUAUCGAUUUGCUGAUUCGACACCGGUAUCAGUGUAACAUUUCUUCGCAAAACAAAUACAUUUUUGCGAGAUCAAAUCCAUCAUUAAGCCACCUCAGAGGUCAUGACUGCUUGAAUAAGACAUGUGAGGAAGUACAACUUGAAAACGCGUCACUGAUCAGUGGAAGAAAGCUAAGGAAGUAUGUAGCGACGGUUUGUCAGUUGUUCAACAUGUCAGAGAAUGAAUAUGAUUGGCUGGCAAGACAUUUAGGACAUGACAUAAGAGUACAUAGAGAAUUUUACAGAUUGCAUGAAAGUGCAGUAGAAUUAACUAAAGUCAGCAGGCUACUGAUUGCUGUAGACAAAGGUGAAGCCAGCCGAUUUGCCGGAAAACGCAUUGAGGAUAUUUCCAUAGAAGAUUUGCCGUAUUUGGAGGACGAAGCAGAUAACAUUGAACCAGAAAGUGAGGACGAAAAUAUUGAAAUAGAUCUAAAUAAUGUAGCGGGAGUGCCUGAAGAACAAACAACGAAAAGACGAAUCGCAAAAAAAGGUUAGUUACACUUUACAGAAUUGAAUUAAUAUUACGGCCUAUUAUUAAGUAACAUUUUGUAUAUAUGGUUACGUGAAAUUGGCCUGCUAUUUUGGGAGAUACUGUAUGUGUUUAAAUUGUUUUCAUUAUUAAAGGUAAUAAUACUAAUACUAAUUCCAAAAUUAUGUUUCAGUGUCACCUAUACGGAAGAAUAGAAGAGAAAAGAUAAAUUGG